Messenger RNA from Geodia barretti, 1547 nucleotides. NCBI's taxonomy places the organism in Eukaryota, Metazoa, Porifera, Demospongiae, Tetractinellida, Geodiidae. The record is from the annotation of a GenBank genome assembly.
UCCGACAUGAGAAUCGUGUCCUGGAACGUGAACGGGCUCAGAGCAGUCCUGAAAAACAGGGGAAAACCUCUCAAGUCGUUUCUGGAUGAUUUCGAAGCAGACAUCAUCUGCAUUCAGGAAACCAAGGCAACCAAGCAGGGUCUGGAUAGAGGUAGCUGCAUUGCCAAUGGCUACACCUCUUUUUUCUCGUUCUGCAAGGUCAAAGGUGGAUAUUCAGGAGUGGCAACUUUCUGCCGCAGCUCUGCAACUCCAGUGAGAGCCGAAGAAGGUUUGACCGGAGCGCUGGCUCCUGCUAACGAGGGGGUGGGGUUUACCGGAGACUGCCACACCCACUUUACCACCAAGGACGAAGUACGUAGAAACCUAGCUCUCUCUCUCGUUGAAGUUCAUCCGUUUGAUUUCAGAUGUUGGCGUUUGACAGGGAAGGGAGGGCGGUUGUCACCGAGCACAAGUGUGGAGUGAGAGGAGAUGUGGAGGAGGGAGGAGGAGGAAUGGGAGGGGGAAAGACUGUGGUAGUCAUCAACGUCUAUGUGCCGAUGGUCGAUAGAGAUAAUGUGAAGGAAGACAGGCUGUCCUACAAGAUGCUAUUCUACUCUGUCCUACAGGACAGGUGUGCAGCGCUCGAGCAGGCGGGAAAGGAGGUGAUUGUGGUAGGAGACCUCAACUGUGCCAGAGACGCAAUUGACUCCGCCUACAUUCAGGACACACCCACUUUACUCCAAGGCUGUCCCGAGCGAGAGCGGCUGAAAAAAUUCAUCGUCUCUUCUCCCCCUGACCCCCCUCUCCCCUCUCCCUCCGUUCUUCUAGACACGUUCAGAUUCCUCCAUCCUGAUCAGCCAGAGGCCUACACGUGUUGGUCCACAUUCUUUGGAUAUAGGAAGACAAACUACGGCACAAGGAUCGACUACAUUCUCUGCAGUCUUUCUCUGACACCUCACCUCUGGUCUGCUGAGGUGUGGGCCCAGCACACUGGUUCAGACCACUGCCCCGUCAUGGCCGAAUUCUCCUCCCUCUCCCUCCUCCCCUCCCCUCAGGAGCCUUCUCUUUCCCUCCACCUCAUCCUCGGACGCCAAACAACUCUAUCUUCAUUCAUGGAGCCCAAAUUCAGUCAGCUAGGGGUUAAAAUUGCUGCCUCAACUGUAAAGAACAGCAGUGGGAAAGGGGUUAAAAGAAAAGCACCUGAAACAACUUCUUCCAGAGCAAAAAUGCCGAGAACUCUCCAGAGCUUUUUUAACCCUUCCACCUCUGGCCAAUCUACUUUGACCUCUGAAAAAACAGAGUCUGACAGAGGAGUAGAGCCAACAACAGAAAAUGAACUGGCCGCUCAACCCCCUUCCUCGUUUUUAUCUUCGUCUCAGCUCAAGCCGGAAUGGAGCUCCCUGUUCUCCGGACCGCCUAAACCUCCUCUCUGCAAGAAGCACGCAGAGCCAACCAUCUUGAGGACGGUGAGGAAGGCUGGGCCUACGAAGGGACGGCAGUUCUGGGUGUGCUCCCGACCGGCUGGGAGUCAGUCAGACCCUAACACACAGUGCGACUUCUUUCAGUGG